Molecule: messenger RNA, 2784 nt
Organism: Artibeus jamaicensis (Jamaican fruit-eating bat)
Lineage: Eukaryota; Metazoa; Chordata; Mammalia; Chiroptera; Phyllostomidae
Gene: SVIP
Product: small VCP interacting protein
Exons: 4
Coding region: 119-352 (77 amino acids)
Biological process (GO): negative regulation of retrograde protein transport, ER to cytosol; positive regulation of autophagy; negative regulation of VCP-NPL4-UFD1 AAA ATPase complex assembly
Cellular component (GO): endoplasmic reticulum membrane
Source: RefSeq, a predicted model, not a curated record
CCCGUGCUAGACGCCAGCGGGGUGAGGAUCGGCUAGAGCAGCCGACUGAGGCCGCGCGUUCCCCGCGCAGUUCGCGCUUACCGGCCGGGGGCGGCGGGGCUCACCAGCCGCUGCACGGAUGGGGCUGUGUUUUCCCUGUCCAGGGGAGUCCGCGCCUCCGUCACCGAACCUGGAAGAAAAAAGAGCAAAGCUUGCAGAAGCUGCAGAGAGAAGACAGAAGGAGGCUGCAUCUCGGGGCAUUUUGAAUGUUCAGUCUGUGGAAGAAAAGAGAAAGAAAAGAGAAAAAAUAGAAAAGCAAAUAGCUACAUCUGGGCCCCCACCAGAAGGUGGACUUAGAUGGACAGUUUCAUAAAAGAUAAUACGAGAGUCUACUGCCAGUAACUAAUAUCUGCAAUCAAGUGGACAUCCUCUAUUUAAUUUCUUCUUUUUGAAUAAAUGAAGAUUCAGGCUUUGUAAUUUUAGUGCCCUUAAAUGCAGUGCUUUUUCAGUAUUGAAAUAUUGAAAAUGAUUUCAAUAUUGGAUUUUCAGACUUGGAAAAUGGCCAGACCUUUCACUGAAUACUUAUUUUCCUACAUUUGCUAUUCUGCUGGUAGUGGGUAAUUUGCCAUUUUUAGUAGUGAAAUCUAAAAGGUAAAUAUAUAUAUAUAUAUAUAUAUAUAUAUAUAUAUAUAUAUAUAUAUAUAUAGUCACAUAUAAAGAUUCCCCAUUUCAAAUAUUAAAAUUUGCAGUUUUAUUUUUUCUCCUUUAUAAAAAUGCUCUAUUUAUAAUAUUUUUGCUUAGCCACACAUUGCUUUUGUUUCAUUAUUUAUGAAGUCUUUUGCUUAAACUUCUGGACUUAGUGCCUUUAAACAUCAUCAGGGAAAACCUUAAAAUCAUUUGAAAGGGUUAUAUGAAGGAACACUGUAAAUUUUUAUAACUCAUUAAGUAAUGAAUAUUUGUAGAAAAUGUUGCAUUUCUCAUUUGUUUUCUACUUGUGUAGCUUAUAAAUGUAACACACUGUUUUACAUUUUUUGGCCUGCUGGAUUCGGAAUCACACAUCGGCGGUGCCGUCAGAGGGCAGUGAUACCCUGCUCCAGAGCAAAAGAGUCGGCUCCGUGGAGAUCUGUGUAGUAACCGAAUGAGUUAAACUAGGAAUCAGGGUGGGUUAUACCAAGUGGUAAUGUACUUGUCCACAUUUCAUAAAUGUUUUUAUUCUUUUGUAUUUAUUUAAAAAUGAUCAUAAGAUUUAUACAGGUAUAAAAUUGCCAAGGCAAACAGGAAUGUAUGAAAGAGAAACAUGCAGGAACUGUAUUUUAAAAGGACCUUCUUUAAGUGUAAAACUAUUACGAGCUAAUUCUAUGGUAGGCAUAGUCAUGAACUUUGUAGAUGUCUGUUUAUUAGUAACAUGAGUUUUAUCACAUUUUUGGUUUUUGAAUUUCUUUUAAUGUGUACUAAGCUAAAGUAGGAGAAUCGCUGUAUCUUUUAAGUAGCUAUUAUGAUUUGCUAACUCUUUUGGGUGGCAAGGCUACAGUCUGAGGCCUAAGUUCGAAUUUGCAGGUACUAAGUGUCAAUAAGGACUAAAUUAAAUAGACCCGUCCAUUUGAUUUAUAGAAAGGAAACUCAGCCACUGUAUUGCUCAUCCCUACUACAAGACUUGUGUUACAUUGCAGUGUAUUGUAUAUGUUCAUUUUAAAGAAUUUGAACUAUAAUAUAGGACUCUUGACUCAUCGUUGGAAAAAUUACCCUUUCUAUUAUGGCACGAAAUAAGUAUCUCAUGAUAUCCACACAAGACAUACAGUUAGGCUCAAUUUUCUUCAUCCCUUAGAGGAUUGAAAAUCAUAAAGGAUAGUGAAACUUUUGAAUUUUAGAAAUAAAAUUUUGAUUGUAUGAACAUGAUUAAUUUUUCCAAGGCAGAAAGGAAAAAGGAUUAUUAACAGCUGAAAGGAUAUAGGACCAGAUGUAUCAUCCUUGAACUGUGCAAAUCUGUCGUCCUGUUUUAAUAUUGAAAUCACAGUUUUAUCUGUACUACAUCCUAAGUGACAGCGUGGGUUAGUGUAAACAAAAGGUUUACAUCUAGGGUAUAAUUCCCUGUUUCUGACAGCAGCUCGUGUGCAGACACCAUACUGUGUGCUGUGGAAGCAUGGAUGGGAGGCUGCUGCAUUGAUUUCUGGGAACCGUGGGGAGUCCUGCUCCGGCCAGCCACGCCCUGCCUGCCCCCGUGGGUGUGGGCAGCUUCCCCAGGCCACCUGGGUGACAUGGGCUCAGAGGUGAUACCCAAAUGUCAGGAACAGUGUUAGGAAAGGAAAGGGGGAGACUAAAUGCCUGAUAGGAAACUGGUAAAUUAUUACUAAAAAGGGAAUAUUUGUGCACAUGCAUAUAGAUACAUCCAGGCAUCUCCCUCAUCAAGUUACGAAUCACUUCCUGAUGAAAACCUUCAUUGGGAACCAAUUUACCAUAAUUCAUGGUUUAAAUAGGAAAACACAAUGCUUAAUAUACCCAAACCUCCCACUCAAAUUACUAAAAUGUUAAUGAAAUAGUAAAAUGCAUAUACCUAACGAUCGUGUUAAGCUGUAAAAUGCCUAAAUCACUGCUUUAUUCUUCUAGUUGUCAAACAGAUAACAUGGCCGGUGACAAAAAGCUGCACAUUAUUCCAUGGACUCUUGGUUGACACACUGCAUGUUUUAUUAAGUGUCUGUAUGAGUCACUGUUCUGCCAGUUGUGUUUGGAAUGUAAUUCCCACACAUGGUUUUGCUAUAAAUUCUGUAUUGCCAUCCAGGGAGAUAAAUACACAUUUUUCCUUUAUAA